Molecule: messenger RNA, 5052 nt
Organism: Gymnogyps californianus (California condor)
Lineage: Eukaryota; Metazoa; Chordata; Aves; Accipitriformes; Cathartidae
Gene: GRHL1
Product: grainyhead like transcription factor 1
Exons: 16
Coding region: 41-1951 (636 amino acids)
Biological process (GO): regulation of transcription by RNA polymerase II
Cellular component (GO): nucleus
Molecular function (GO): DNA-binding transcription activator activity, RNA polymerase II-specific; RNA polymerase II cis-regulatory region sequence-specific DNA binding
Source: RefSeq, a predicted model, not a curated record
CCAGCCGGGCCAGUUCUGCCGCCCAUUGCCUCCGCCAGACAUGACACAAGACUACGACAAUAAAAGACCCGUGUUGGUUCUUCAGAAUGACUCUCUCUACUCCCAGAGACGUCCUUACACUAGUGAAGAUGAGGCCUGGAAAACCUUUCUUGAAAAUCCCCUUACAGCAGCUACCAAAGCUAUGAUGAGCAUCAAUGGUGAUGAAGACAGCGCAGCUGCCCUCGGACUGCUGUAUGAUUACUACAAGGUUCCAAGGGAGAGGAGAUCUUCAACAGCUAAACCAGAGGUAGAACAUCCUGACCAAGACCAUAGCAAAAGGAACAGCAUCCCAAAUGUGACAGAACAGUCGCUCAUUUCUGCUGGAGAAAACAGAGUCCAGGUUCUUAAAAAUGUGCCUUUCAAUAUUGUCCUUCCACACACGCCCCAGAUGGGCAUGGACAAGAGAGGCCACCUUACAACCCCUGACACAACAGUCACUGUUUCAAUUGCCACGAUGCCCACCCAUUCCAUCAAAACGGAGACGCAGCCCCAUGGCUUUGCAGUGGGCAUCCCACCAAGCGUCUACCACCCCGAGCCCCCCGAGCGGGUGGUGGUCUUCGACAGGAACCUCAACCCCGACCAGUUCACUUCCAACACCCAGCCUCAGAAUUCCCAGAGGCGAACGCCAGACUCCACCUUCUCAGAGACUUUCAAGGAAGGCGUGCAAGAGGUUUUCUUUCCUACUGAACUGAAUCUCCGGAUGGCCAACAUGAAUUCAGAAGACUAUGUGUUUGACAGCAUUUCUGGGAAUAACUUUGAAUACACUCUGGAAGCCUCCAAGUCUCUACGACAGAAGCCUGGGGACAGCACGAUGACUUACCUGAAUAAAGGUCAAUUUUACCCGAUCACGCUGAAAGAAGUCAGCAGCAGUGAAGGAAUCCAUCACCCCAUCAGUAAAGUCCGAAGUGUCAUCAUGGUUGUGUUUGCUGAAGACAAAACAAGGGAAGAUCAGCUCAGGCACUGGAAAUACUGGCACUCAAGACAGCACACGGCCAAACAAAGAUGCAUUGACAUAGCUGACUACAAGGAGAGUUUCAACACCAUCAGUAACAUUGAGGAGAUCGCGUACAAUGCCAUAUCCUUCACUUGGGACAUCAACGAGGAAGCAAAGGUUUUCAUUUCUGUGAACUGCCUCAGCACAGAUUUCUCCUCUCAGAAGGGAGUUAAAGGCCUGCCCCUGAAUCUUCAGAUCGACACCUACAGCUAUAAUAACAGGAGUAACAAACCUGUCCACAGAGCCUACUGCCAGAUUAAAGUCUUCUGCGACAAGGGAGCAGAAAGGAAGAUCAGGGAUGAAGAGCGAAAGCAAAGCAAAAGAAAAGGCAAGUGCACUGACCCCAGCUCUCAGUUGAAUGCCUUUUCUGAUGUCAAAGUGCCAAUGCUUCCCUCACACAAACGUACGGACAUCACCAUCUUCAAGCCCUUCAUGGAUCUAGACACUCAGCCAGUCCUUUUCAUUCCUGAUGUUCACUUUGCAAAUCUUCAGCGUGGUGCUCACGUCCUUCCUGUUGCUUCAGAGGAACUGGAGGGUGAAAGUUUUUGCCCUGUCAAUGACAGCUCCAACCUGAAGAGAGGAGCCUAUAUCGGUGAAGAGGACUUCAUUGCUACUCCGAAUAAGAUGACUAGAAUAGAAGAGCCAAAAAGAGUGUUGCUGUAUGUCCGAAAAGAGUCAGAGGAAGUCUUUGAUGCACUAAUGUUAAAGACACCAUCUCUGAAAGGUCUAAUGGAAGCGAUAUCUGACAAGUAUGACGUUCCUUUUGAUAAAAUAGGAAAAAUCUUCAAAAAAUGUAAAAAAGGAAUUCUGGUCAACAUGGAUGAUAACAUCGUGAAACACUAUUCUAAUGAAGAUACCUUCCAGUUGCAGAUUGAAGAAGUUGGAGGAUCUUACAAGCUCACUCUGACUGAGAUCUAAAAUCAUGGAUCCUCUGUGGAUUUUAAACAAAGGUCUCAAGUGAACAUUUUCCCAUAAUUUAGUAUGUUGGGCAAAACACUAAUCACCUUCUCCAGAAGAAAGCCAGGUGUUGACUUGUUCUGGGGAGCAGAGCAGCAGUUUUGCUUAAUACAUUUGUUUCCGUUCUUUCCAAAGAACGUUGUAAUGCUCAUGACCUUAUUUGCACUUGAAAUGAGCGAGCAAAGAUCAGCGAUUAAAUAGAGAGCGUGUAUAAAACACUAGUAAAUACGGGAGGGGAAAACUCCUGGAAGGUGGCCUUUUAGAGUGGUGAUAGAGAAUAUUUAUCUAUUCAGUAACCGUGUUUGAGCCUGUUAUCAGCUAAUACCAUUUUAUUGGGCUGUUUUCUGCUAGGUAGAGUUGCAAAACUACUAAUUGAUACUAGUAGGAAUUGCGUGCAGGUUGGAGAAAAGUCUUUAUAAUGUUUACUCUUGAACAGGGCAGACUGUGGAAAUCUCUUGUGUCAUUUGGGGGGGAAUGUAAAACUGCCUUGCUUAUGAAGAACUCGCCUUAGUAACUGUGUGAACUCUCAUCAGAUGAAGCUAUAUUGUAUAUAAGUGCAAUAUAUUUUUGAAGGUUUGUAAAUGUGUACAUACAAGUGAUAUAUAAUAUAUAUAAAAUAUGGUGUUCUGUAUAUACCGUGAAUAUAUGCAAUGAAGCCCAUCUAAAAGGAUGCCAUAUACAGAAAAAACAGAUAUUUAACAUAGCUAUUUAAGAACAGACAAACCCUUAACAUGCACCAAAGGUGAGCACACGUUUGUAUGUUCAUAGAAGGCACAAGAGACCUGCUUGUUCAACAUGGAUCUUCCUGUGUGGAGGGAAAAAGGUACCGGCUCUCUCCUAAACCCUCUUGCACAGCCAGGCGACGGCAGUCCUGGCUUCUGUUACAAACUGCCACUUUGAGCCCUGAAACGGCUGCGUACUGCUGCCCUGGGAGGUAAUCUGGGCUGAAUCUGAGAGCUGGGUCCCAAGAGGAGGUGAGCAGAUGCAGUUUCCUUGAAAUCUCACCUCUGGUGGUCAGAAAGAAGGUCUCCUGGAGGGUGGACUUUUUUUCUGUAGCAGUGUACUUAAGGCUCAGCUGGAUGCUGCCGGUAACAGCAGCUCGGGCUGGAUGAACUUGCCAGCUUGCAAGGUCCUAGGAUGUCGACAACUGGAAGUGCACAGGCAAGGCUUUUGAGAGAGGAAGGUGGCAUCCUGGCACAGCAGGCCAAGCAUUAGUGGGGACUAGGGGCUGCAAGCAGGUUAAGCGUUCCUGGUGUAUGUAUGUCGCCAGGCAUUGACCCGCUGCUGAGGUGGAGAGACCAAACGGGCAGCUGGUAGCAGGUGUCCUGAGCCUAGCCCCAGCUGGGAGUACCAAACACCUCCAAAAAAUACUGCUCUGCAGUAGACUGUACAGUAUUUACUCAUCAUGUGCAUGUGCUUAUGAAGGAAAGGCACCCUCUGGUUAGUAGCAAGUGAGAGAGGAACAUUUAAACAGCAGCACUUUGCUCUAAGGCAAAAACCUGCAUUACAGGGUGAGCAGAUGAGCACGAGUACCAGGUCCAGUGUCACUUAGUGCUUUUGUUAGGGAUCUGGAUAAUGAAAGAGAGGUUUAUAAUGUUUUCAGACGGCACAAAGCUGGGAAGAGCUGCAUGUGCCUCACCUAGGAUGUGAAGGUCAAUCUGGAUAGGCUGGAGAAAUAGUCUGGAAAAGUAGGAUAUGAUCCUACUUAAUGGUUAACGAUUCUACUUAACGGUUAACGAAUCGUAACCAAAUGUUGUUCAGCUGUGUCAUGCUGCUGUUUGGAAGAGGGAGGCAAAUGCAAUGUUGAGUUGAUAAACAGGAGCAUGGCCUGCAAGACAUAGGAGACCUGCCUUUUGCUCUACUUGGCAUCGCUGAGGCCUCCGGUGGAGCGCUGUGCCCUUCCAGCAGAGGCUGGUCCUAUCAGAUGUCCCAGAGAGGCCAGACCGCCUGGUCCUUCAGCCAGAGCUCAUGGCUUCUGAGGAGGAAGGGCUGGAUGAGUUGCCUGAUGAGGGGUCAUCUUCAGAAGGGAAGGUUGAGGGGAGCAGCGUCCCGACACGUGCAAGCGUUCUCCUGGUCCAUCACAAGCACAACAAGAAGUAGUGGGCGUAAAUUGCAGAAAUUCAGGUUGUGUGUCGAGGCAGUUUUCUCUAGUGAGAAGAGCAGAUUGCCCAGGGAGGUGGUGGAGUUUGGCAUCGGAGGUCUUCAGAGCCAGGCUGGGCAAAGGUAUCUCUGGACUGUCACAGGUAUAGUUGAUUCUCCCGUGGUGCUGAGACUAGGUGACCACUUGAAGUCCCUCCCCACCAUAUUUUUUUAAUGAUUUAUAUGAAAUAUAGUAUUCUGGGAUUUGUGUUCAGACCAAUCCUGAGCUGGUUCAUAAACUGCUCCAUUCCCCCCUCCCUCCUCCUCCAUUGACGGGCCCCACGGAGGCUUGCCAGUGCUCUGGGCACCGCGUGCUCCCCUCUUUGCUCUGUGGCCGGAGUCGAGCAAACUCCGCAUGGGUGCAUCCGUGACUGUGGGCGUGUGGAUGGAGCCCGUGGGCUUGAAGCCGAAGGAGAGAAGCUGGCAUGCGGUAUGGUGCUGAAGAAACUUGGCCAAUACAUGCCACCCUGUACAGGAAUCCACCGCCUGCAGAGCAGCCGUGGGACUCGUACCCAGCCAACACCAACCUGCCGCUUGGGCUUCCCUUCAUCAGUCACAGGAAUAAUGUUACUAUGGCAAGGGAAUUUUUUUAAAACCUGAUACAUAGAAUACGUAUAUAUAUUUACACAUUUUUAUUGAAAGUUGAAGUUUUAUUACAGAAACUCGGUCUAGGGUCAGGGAAGUAGAUUUAGAGUCUCCAUAGAGGUAAGAUUGACAGGAAUGUUAUUUCUUUUUACUGCUUAAUGAAGUAUGUGAACUAAAUCUGACGAUUGUUUUCCACUAUAAGAUAUUCUGGGACACGGGUCUUUUAACAGUAGCAGCAAUGUCAUGUAUGUUUUAUGAAACUGAUUUUUUUUGUUUUGCCUGCUGUUUUUUAAUUGAAAAUGUAUUUUAAACCAAGCUAUUAAAUUUUAUAUGUUCAU